Molecule: messenger RNA, 3640 nt
Organism: Cornus florida
Lineage: Eukaryota; Viridiplantae; Streptophyta; Magnoliopsida; Cornales; Cornaceae
Exons: 14
Coding region: 1352-3058 (568 amino acids)
Source: RefSeq, a predicted model, not a curated record
GCUAUCUAGUAUAUAUAAAAUAAUAAUUGUAUUUCUUCUCUAUCGGCAGUCACCACCUCCCUCCUCUCUGUGUCCAUCUCGUCAGUAACAUUUAUUGGGGGCAACAAGAAAUUGAAGGACAUGAGAGGAAAUUGUGAAGUUAUAACAUCAAAAUGGGUUCCAAUUUAAACAGGUUGUAUACUGGGGUUGAUGAUCGGAUUCGGUGCUGGGUCUCUCUCCAUCGACGGUCUCUUUCCAUAGAGAACAUCAUGUGCUGAGAACGAACCCAAUAAAUUGCAGGCGAGGAUUUGGUCUUGAGUUUGGAUAUAUAUAUAUAUUCAUCGAACCCCCAAAUUCGAAGCCCUAAUUUUCAGUGUCAGCAAAUCCUCUCGUUCGCCAUUGAUUUUCAGCAAAUCCUCUCGUUUGCUUUCAAAUCUCCAUAUUCAGGUGACUCGAUCUCAAAUCUCCAUAUCCAGUUCAGUUCCAUUGCUCAUCGGUAAGCUCACCGGCAUCUUCCAAGUUCAUUGCCACCAUUGCCGUAAUUCAUUGAAGCUUCACGACUCCUACCGUCGUUACCGCCACCGUUCUGAUCCGCGACCAUCGUUAAGAACAAUCGUCGCCGUCCCGUGGGUUCAUCUUUGCUUGCCGUCGCCGUUUCAGUUCAACUCACUGCCGUCUGCCCGUGGUUCAGCGCCGCCAUCGCGAACAGUCAUUGUGUUCUCCGGUAAGCUCGCCGUCGCCGAACACCUCUGUCACUACCGCUGCAGAACAGACCCACUUCUCACCGGUAUUGAAGUUCUUGUUGUUGCCGGAGUUGGAGGCCAAAGAGAGGGAAAAAAAAAAGAAAGGGAGGUGGAUUGGAGAGAGAGCAGUUGUGGAGGCGGCCGUGGACAGUGGAGGUGGUUGUGAGGGAAGAAUAUUCUGUGGGGGAGAGAACAGUGGCGGUGUCGGUGGUGGCCAUGGGCGGACGGUGGAGGUGGCGGCCAUGGACAGAUGUUGAAGGUUGUUUGAAGAGAAAGGGUAUGUAAUAUAUAUAUAUAUUUGUAUAUAUUAUUCCUCUGGGUAUAUAUGGGUGUAUUUGAUAAGGUUGUUUUUGUCCUUAUAGAUUUUAACCAGUCACGUGAGUCAUGUGCCUUCUUUGGACGUUAGAUUUCAAACGGCCCACUAACGUUUUGCAACCAUUGAAAUAGUUCAGGGCGGCUUAUUAGGAAAGAGAAGACAGUUGAGGGGGGGUUUAAUGCACUUAACCCUAUAUAUAUUUGGAAGUUCAAAAUUGUACGCUUCUCUCUUUAAUCGGUGCUAGUCUCCAAGUGAGCUUGUUUUGCAAGGCUCGGCUGGGUGGUUUGAAGAACUCAAAGAAGAAGAAGCGGAAAUGGUCAGCAAGGCGUGGAGGAUAAUUCCCAGACCACUUCUCGAAACAAUACUGAACAACCACGCCCAGCACCACAGAGUCCAUCAACCUCUCAUCCUCCACGGCCCCCGCGGCGUCGGCAAAACCACUCUCAUCCUUGAACGUCUCCUCGAAAACUGGAACACGGGUCCUCACAUCACCGGCUAUGUCGACUUUGCCCAAUCCAUCGAAGGCCACCACCCACACCACGGAGAAUCAUUCCCGUGGGCGUCUUGGACCAACUGUCCAUCACCCACUUUACCCAAUCUUCGUGCCCAACUCGAACAAUGUCUCGAAUCAAUUGCUCAAAAGGGUGUCAAACUCGGCACCAUUAGUUCCCACCAAAUCUUCACAACCCUCCGCAAAUGGCACGGCCUCAACACCGCGCUUCGCCGGAUACUUCAGUCGGAUACUAGCGCCUGCUCGAGCUCGAAGAAUGCUGUGUCUGAUAAGGCUUCCACUUCGGUUUUGUGGAACCGGGCUGUGUUCACACUAUCUGCUCGAUUAAAUGCCAAAGAGAUUGAUGGAAUUUUGGGAUUGAAAGAGAAAGGCCAAAAAGUGAGUGUGGAAGAGGCUUCGUAUUAUAGGGAAGCAAUCGUGGCGUUAGAGUUGGCUAAGGAGGUGAUAACGAUUCAGCAAGGCUGGAGAGCUAAUGCUGUGAAGCAUUUGAAUCAGACGGGUGGGUUUUCGAGGCCUUUGGCGAAUUCAGCUACUGAUUGGCCCUGUUUGUUGUUGGAAUUGUUGUCAGCAGCUGCUGAGACUGAUUACUUUCAGCCAAAGCUGGUGAUAAACAAUAUAGAUGUUCUCAAGAAUGCUGUUUUAACAGAUGAUUCAACAGUCCGUGCAUCUCUGUAUCAUGACAGUCUGAUAUGGAGAAUAAUUGCUUUGGGUGCGAAUGAGAAGUGUUUGCCUGUCAUUCUUUUGACAUCGGAUAGCUACUAUUCAUACCGAGCUUAUCUGGAUUUUGGAUUUCCAGACAUAUUCAUCUCUCGUGAGACCUUUGGAUGGACUCAACAAGAAGCAAAAAUGCAUAUGGUUACUGAUUAUUUCAGUCACUCCGAGUGGAAUGUGAUUGCCGAGGUGCUAGGGCCAAACCCACGACAUCUUUUUGAGCUUUAUGCGCUAAAACAAAGCAACUAUUUCCAGAAGGUCAUGGAUGACAGGGGCAGUACAUUUGAGGAUAUUGUAGAUGCUUAUUUAGCAUAUUUGCAGGUGACUGUAGUUAAUCCUGCCAUGGAUAAAGCAUUGUCACUUCUGCAAAAAUUUGCUAUUGAUGCACGAAGCGGAAAAAUUUCAAAAGAUAGGUUACGUUUUGGUGCUCCCUGGAGGCAUCCUCCAUCGAAAGAAAACCAUGCCCAACGCAUAGAGUGGGCUAAGCUUCAAUUAAUGGAUUUUGUUCACUCUCUAGUCAAAACAGAAUUUGGGGUUAAUUAUCUAGCUGAUUGUAGCCUUGAGUACCUGGAUGAUCCUUCUGCUGUUGCAUUGUUAGAGGUCGGUUUGCUCUAUGCCCAACGGGAUCCAUCCUUUAUUCGCCCCAUAUCUCGGGGUAUUCAGAGAUGUCUUGUGAGAUGGCUUGUCCAGGAGCAGAUGCAAAUGGGCUUUCAGAGGUCACUCCAGUUUAUGUGGCAGAAAGUUAUACGAGGCCGUAGCUAUCGCCAUUUGAUGUUAGAAGUAGGCUAUAAUAAAUAGAGCAUGGGGUUAGCAAGGCAGAGACUACUCUUUCAACAAUGCAAACCUCUAUGUAAGCAUCACAUCUAACUAAAGGAGACGCACCAUAACCUGCACAUGCUUAUUCUUGAAAAUUUGAUACAUUUUAAUAUCGAAGACUCAGAACUUGGAGACAAGAGUGUCAUCUGUCAUUCCAAGACUUCAGGUAAUAAAGUGUUCUGACACGACAAUCACCAUAAAUUGAUUAAGGAACUCACUCCUUAAUUGUUGAAAGUUUUUUGCUUCAUACAACACCUACAGUAUUGAUAUACAAUAGGAUUUUGAAGAGAAAUACAUCAAGCUCAAUGCCUAGGUUUGUGAGCUUUAAUCAUUACUAGGUGGUUGGACGGCUGGCUCUUACUUCCAAUACUCCCUGUGCUUUUUUUUUUUCCCCGGGAAGAGAGAUAAAUGUGAAGCAACGUCUUCGCACGAAGAGAUUGUUUUCUAGCUCGUUGUGACAUAUGGAUACUGGAAAUUAUUUAGGACUGCAGGUGGAGCCUGCAACUACACUGUAACCUAACACACUCUUAUAUUAUAUUGAAUUUUGAUUAGUGCUUUAUAGCU